AUGACAUCAACCGAUGGCCUUCGGGAUGCUGCGUUCGACGGGGAUGUUGCAGAGGGCACCGCCGGCAGUCCUGUAGGCACAAUAGCUCUUGCAAAAGUGGCGCGACUAAAAGAGGUUGGAGCUAUUUUAGUAGCAGAACUUGACAUUGAAUCUGCUUUAUGUCAGGGCCACAAGAAAUGGAUCACCGGUAUAUCUUGGGAACCAGUCCAUCUGAGUUCACCGAGCCGUCACUUUGUGAGUUCUAGUAAAGAUGGUGAUGCCCGCAUAUGGGACGUAACACUAAGGAAAUGUGUAAUAUGUCGGAGCGGUCACACUGUAGCUGUUACGUGCGUAAAGUGGGGAGGAGAUGGUGUAAUAUAUACUAGCUCCCAGGACUGUACAAUCAAAGUCUGGGAAACUUCCCAGGGGAAGCUGAUAAGGGAAUUGAAGGGUCAUGGACACUGGGUUAACUCCCUUGCUCUGAGCACUGAGUAUGUUCUUCGGACUGGAGCUUUCGAUCACACUGGAAAACAGUAUUCAUCUUCUGAAGAAAUGAAGCAAGUUGCACUAGAAAGGUACAAGAAAAUGAAAGGCAAUGCUCCUGAAAGAUUGGUCUCUGGAUCUGAUGAUUUUACCAUGUUUUUGUGGGAACCUUCAGCCAGCAAGCACCCAAAAACGCGAAUGACCGGUCAUCAACAGCUCGUGAAUCAUGUCUAUUUUUCACCUGAUGGACAAUGGGUUGCUAGUGCUUCGUUUGAUAAAUCUGUGAAGUUGUGGAAUGGUAUUACUGGGAAGUUUGUUGCUACAUUCAGGGGACAUGUCGGGCCUGUAUAUCAGAUAAGUUGGUCUGCAGAUAGUAUACUUCUUUUGAGCGGGAGCAAAGACUCUACUCUGAAGAUCUGGGAUAUUCGCACAAAGAAGUUGAAACAAGAUCUUCCAGGUCAUGCGGAUGAGGUUUGUUCACUUAACAUUGUCAUCAUAUAAGUUUUAAGUUUGUGU
Messenger RNA from Syzygium oleosum, 978 nucleotides. RefSeq names its product notchless protein homolog. Bases 1 to 963 code for a protein of 320 amino acids. The record is from RefSeq and is a predicted model, not a curated record. The transcript is spliced from 8 exons. Gene Ontology annotation, molecular function: protein binding. Gene Ontology annotation, cellular component: nucleolus. Lineage: Eukaryota; Viridiplantae; Streptophyta; Magnoliopsida; Myrtales; Myrtaceae. Gene Ontology annotation, biological process: ribosomal large subunit assembly.